ACUUUUCUUCUUGAAGUGCAUCUAUGCUGAAUUUUUUUGUAGUUUUCCCCACCUUUGCCCAAACAUCUGCUAAAUAUGAUGACCUCCUAACAUUAGUUAUUCAGCUGAUCUCUGCGCACAUUAAAGAGGAUCCAACAGUCAGGGGCUUCAAAACCUACUACUCUUGGUGCAUGACUCGUCUAGACUUGCAUAAUCUGAGCACAGAUGUGGGGAAAUCACUUUCCACAAAUACAGUUAAUGCAGCGUGGAGUAAUGAUGUAAACAGCCUAUAUGUAGUCCAGUGAGUCUGCAGCCUGGGUAACUUAAAACACGAGCAGCUAAUUGUGUGUGUAACAUUUUCUGCAUACUAAAUUUCUGGACAGUGUUUGUAUAUUACUAAUGCAACAGAACGCAGAACCUUCGCCAUUUACGUACGACGUCUCUGCGCGUGCUCGCCCCAGGCUCGCUUGCGUGUCGGCGUCAUGGCAACGGAAACCCUCUUCAGACGGUGGUUCACCUGGAGGAGGUAUCUCCUUACUGGCUCCGUUAGAAAACAUGUCGCUGACUCCAGGCUGCUUGUUUUGUCGUGAUGUAGAGAUGAGCCACAUGAAGAAGAAGGGUCCCAGUGGUCUGAUCGCCGUGCACUCACCUUUUCCUGUCAGCCUGUUAAAAUCAGAGGAGUGCGUUACAGAUGUGAAGCACACCACGGAGAGCAAGAAGAGCAGAAGGAGCAGCUCACAGCAGCGUGAAAGGACGAGGAGCACCUGCAGGUCUGUAACGCCAGAGAAAAGGAAUGAGGUGUCUUAUGUGCCAGAGUGGGCCACCAAACGGGACUGGCUCUCUUACACCUCCCUCAGACAACUGCAGGCAAAGAUGAAGGCUGAGAAGCAGCAAGUGAAGGAAAUACUCCAGCCAUUACAGGAGACAGAAAAUGGGUUUAUCAAGGAGUUGGAGUUUUACCUCAGUCAGCGUGAUGUUACAGAGCUCAGGAGGAGAGAGCUGCUCCACAAACACUGGACUGAACAUGUCUGGUUUCCCAUCCAGCAGAGAGUGAAAGCGCAUGUGUCCAGCUGCCCAGAGGCCAAGAGGCGCCACAACCUCUACAAUCACUACCUCCAUGUCUGUAACUCCAAGGGGAAUGUCUUUCUAGAGACCUACGAUCCACAGGAGUACGAUCCUUUACUUCUCAAUAUCAAAAUGCAACAGGUGAACAACCAGGGGUCAUUGGGCCUUCGUUUAAAUGAAAGACCAACAGGAAAGAGAUUCUACUCAUCUUUGGGAUCAGCUGAACGGCGAACUAAAAGUCAUCGACCUCUGAGUGAGUCUGUGAAGUCUCAGGCCAACAAACGUCUACAUGCCUCAUCUAAAUAUCCAGCCUGUGGGUCCAUUAAAAGGCCAGUGGUCGUCGAGACUGAUAGAAGCAAGUGUAGCAGGCCUAACACUAUACCACUGCACAUCAGUGCAACAGCCACAUCAGAUGGAAGGUGCCACCAGACCAGCUGCUGGUUCUCUAGAUGUGGAUGUCUGCAGGAACCAUCAAGUUAACAGUGACUUUGGCUACUGUGUGCAUCCAAAUAAAAACAAACAAACAUACAUAAAAAACCUACUUCACAAUUUUCCUGGACAUUGUACUCGAAAGACAAACACAGAAAAAUGUUUUACUGUACAUACAUUUUAUUCAUGCCAGUGCCGUUUUCGGGAUUUAAUGGUGUACUUGCCAUAAAACCUCAAGCUUACACCAUAAGGCUAACCAUUGACAUUACAUUAUACAGCAGUGUGCAGCAGUUGUAAUAUAAAGAUACGUGAGACAGUGUGCGACUGUCCACACGUGUGUGUAACUGGCUGAUAUGUUGUUAUAUUCUUUAAUUAGCAGUGUGCCGAAAAAAAAAAAAAAAGAAUUUACAAAUCGAAAG
Haplochromis burtoni (Burton's mouthbrooder) is the source of this 1892-nucleotide messenger RNA. RefSeq names its product family with sequence similarity 228 member A (gene fam228a). The record is from RefSeq and is a predicted model, not a curated record. Bases 379 to 1524 code for a protein of 381 amino acids. Lineage: Eukaryota; Metazoa; Chordata; Actinopteri; Cichliformes; Cichlidae. The transcript is spliced from 9 exons.